ACACUCACCGUCGUUUCGUUUUAUAUAAACACCACAAUCCUCCCUUCCUCACAUCUUUCUCUCUCUAUCUCUCUCUCCUACUUUCAAAUUUUGCAAGCUAAUCACAAACCCUAAUUUAAUUUUUUAUACACCCUGCAAUUUCUCCCCCAUUUUCUAGGGUUUGCUCUUGGAAAUCCCCAAUUUACAAACCUCAAAUCCAGUAACUGCAACGCCUAUGAAGCCGAAGAAGUACGCAACGGAUACCGAUUCAUCUUCGAGCCAUCUUUGGGUGGGCAAUUUACCCCCUGAUGUUACCGAAUCCGAGUUAACCGAGCUCUUCGAUAAACACGGGUUGCUCGAUGGAAUCACUUGCUACGCUACGAGGAGUUAUGCGUUUGUUUACUACAAGCGUGCGGAAGAUGCAGCUUCUGCUAAAGAAGCCCUUCAAGGGUUUUUAAUUAAUGGGAAUUCAAUCAAAAUUGAGUUUGCCAAACCGGCUAAGCCCUCCAAGCAUGUAUGGGUUGGUGGAUUUGGUUCGUCAGUCACUAAGGAAAUGCUAGAGGAAGAGUUGAGUAAAUUUGGUUUAAUUGAGGACCUUAAGUUCAUUAGAGACCGCAACACUGCGCUUGUUGACUUUGCUAGGUUGGAAGAUGCUUCAGCAGCAGUGAAGAAUAUGAAUGGGUUACAAAUUGGUGAUGAUCGCAUUCGUGUUGAUUUUCUUAGAUCUCAUCCUGCUAAGAGGGAUCAUUCUGAUUUUCAUGAUACGGGGAGUGCACAAUUCAAAGGAAUGGGUGGUUUUGAUCCAUCAUGGAAUCCGGACAAUACGAGGAACUAUAAUGAGCCCACAUACCCAGGACAAAAGAGAAUGCAGCCAUCUCAACCAAUUGGAGGACGUAAAGGAGGUCACCCCAGUAAGGUUUUGUGGGUUGGAUAUCCACCUUCUGUUGUGAUAGAUGAGGAGAUGCUGAAUAAUGCCAUGAUCCUACAUGGAGAGAUUGAGAGAAUAAAAUGUUUUGCUGGACGACAUUACUCUUUUGUAGAAUUUAGGAGUGUGGAGGAAGCAAGGCGAGCUAAGGAUGCGCUGCAAGGAAGACUGUUUAAUGACCCUCGAAUUUCAAUAAUGUUCUCCAACAGUGACACGGCUCCUGGCAAAGAUUUUGGACCACCAUUUCCAGGAUUUAGAGGGCAGAGGCCAGAUAUGUUUGGAAAUAAUGAAUUUCCUUUUGGACCGCCCUUUAUGGAUGGGUUUCCUUCAAACCGUGCUAUGCCGCCAAACAGUUUCCAUGGACCUCAUGCCCCUAAUGGUAUGCUUGGGCCAGGUAUGCCAAGACCAUUUGGGCCUAGAGGGAGUAUGGAUCCACUUUUGCCCAACCCAGAUUUUCAUGAUCCCAAUAUGCUCUCUACCAUGUCUGAAAUGACGGCAAACGCUCCCGUUAACCAAAGACAGUUGUCUCCUUCUGCUGCUGGAUUGCUUCCACCUCCUGCUUAUCCAGGCAGGGCAUCUUAUAAGACUACUGGGUGGGAUGUUCUUGAUCCAAAUCAGCCACGUAGGGAAUCAAAGAGGUCUAGAAUAGGUGAUGAAUAUAUUGCAAGUGACCAAUCGUACAGUUCUGGUCCUCCUGACAUGGGAGCUGCCAAAGGGAAUGCUAUGGGACGUGCUAGUGAGGAUUAUAUUUGGCGUGGUGUCAUUGCCAAAGGCGGUAAUCCUGUCUGCCAUGCUCGAUGCAUACCGAUGGGAAAAGGACUAGAAUGUGAAGUACCAGAAGUUGUCAAUUGCUCUGCAAGAACAGGGCUUGACAUGUUGGCGAAGCAUUAUGCUGGUGCUAUUGGGUUUGACAUUGUCUUUUUCUUGCCUGAUAGCGAGGAUGAUUUUGCUAAUUAUACUGAGUUUCUAAGGUAUCUUGGUUCAAAGAACCGUGCUGGUGUUGCUAAAUUAGAUGAUGGGACCACAUUAUUCUUGGUCCCGCCAUCGGAUUUCCUAACAGAUGUUCUGAAAGUGACUGGGCCUGAGAGAUUAUAUGGAGUAGUGCUUAAGUUACCUCAGCAACUCUCGGGUGGUCCUUCUCUUCCUCAGCCGGGACAUCCGCCCCUCCCUCCUAUUCAGCAAACAGAGAACCAGCUGGGGCCUCCUUCACAUGAAUAUAUUGCUCCUGAGAAAGAAUUUGUUGCGCAUAUGGAUUAUGGCAGAGCUGUACACGAUGACGCAGCACUGCAUUCAAGAGCAUCCUUCUCAAAUGCAUCUGUUUCACAAGAUCAUUCUAAUGAAGGUGUUCCCUCUACACCACGACCUGCAGUCACAUUAACACCUGAACUUAUUGCUACACUUCACGCAUUUCUGCCACCCAAUUCCCAAUCUUCGGUGGCUCAGAGUGCUCAGCCACAAUUAAGUACUUCCACAACAGCACACUCACAUCCUCAUUCGACAAAUGAGAAAGGAGUUUUCUCGCAGGGUUGGAGCCAACAGCCUCAAGUUACUGAUGCAACUGGACAAUCUCAACAGUUCGGGGGACAAGGGUAUUCAAACGCGCCCCUUUCUUCUAAUUUCCAGUCAUAUGCGUCCAACUUAAGCAUGGGCAGCCACCCUAUCCCAGUUCCUUCAGCAAAUAUGCAAAUGCAAAAUCCUGUAUACAACUUCCAAGAGCAGGGUUCUGUUUCUUCCAGGCCUCCUGGUAAUCACCCAGUUACAGCACAGAGCCAACAGUUUGUGCCAGCAAUGCAGAAUAUGCAUCAUUAUCACCCAGAGGCUCCUCAUAAUAUACAGAAAGGUUACGGGAUGGUGCAUGGAGCACCUGCUGGCCCUUAUGGAACAGCAGAUAGUCAGCAGCAUACUGAUCCAGGUUCCUACUCCAAUCAAGUUGGUGGUUCUAAUCUUUCCCGUCCACAGAUUACCUCAACUGGGAAUAUGAAUUCAGAGUCUCAAAAUCCACCUGAAAGAACGCAAACACUGCCAUCUGGAGUUGGUCAAGGAUCAUCAGAGGUCGAGGUUGACAAAAACCAACGCUAUCAGUCUACAUUACAAUUUGCUGCCAGUCUUCUCCUUCAAAUACAGCAGCAACAACAGCAGCAGCAGGCAAGUCCUCAUAUGGGAAACCAGCAGUGAGAUUUUGGUAGGUAGGUACAUCUCAUUCAACCAAUUUUUUGUUUGUUUUGGCAUUUCUUGAUUACUGCUUUUUUGUAUGAUGAGCUUGGUAGCUGAUUGGUGGUUUGUUUACUUCUUCAUGUGCACACGAUAUGCAGUGUAUUUCCUUUGUCUUUGUCUUUUUUGUUUUUGUUCUGGCCGGGGCCGGGGAGGGGGUUGGGGUGGAUGGGGUGUUUUGAGUCCAGCAACACUAGAUCCGUCUUCUGAUUUAUGUCUCCUGUUAUGCUAUGUUUGGGAUCCGGGUAUGUUGCAGCUUUCAUAGCCAUUACUGGGCUGUUCUUUUUGUCGUGCACACAUUGAGUAUUAUACUAUUAUGGGUUGUCUGGUCGUUGAGUCCUUUUUCCAUUUGGUUCAGGCGGGGAGGGGUGUCACUUUUGGUUGUGAAGAUCGUCAAAAUUGUCUCUGUAUUUGCAUUCUUGUGUUUGGUUUUAGGAUAUUCUUUAAUCUUCUAAUUAACAUACUUCUUCUAGAUGGAUUUAUAUGUUUACACUGGCCUUAUUUUGUUGAUUUAAGGUUUCUGAUUUAGACUUGAUAGGCUGAGGACGAGAUCCUGCAAGGUCUAGCCUUUUGCUAUUGUUUAGAAAUCAGAGUUGUCUCUUCUGGCCAAAUGAACAUACCUUUUUUUUGUGUGUUGUUCUCUUUUCCCCCAUUCUCCAUACUAGAAUAUCAGGCCAAGAUUUCGAAUACAAAAGCCAUAACAGCCACCCAGUCAGCCAGCCACAGUAAAACCAUCGUAUCUAUUAUUUAGCACUUCUUGAUUUAGAAGAGAAAUUACAGACUGUAUGCUGUAGAAUCAGUUUAGGAGAUGGAGACAUUGUGUGUUGGUAGAUUCUUUUUUCCGAGGGAGUGGCAAAAUAGGGUAUUCAGCAUGUCAUUGGGAGAGACCUUCAGAAGGUAUAUCUUAAGGGUGUGGUGGGUGGGUGGACAAGAUGCAAGAUCAUAGUCUUGGCGUUGAGAGCUUGUUCUAAUUUCUUUGGGUUGUGAAGUGUGGUAGAUUACUUGUAGGAAGAAUUGUUGAAUAUAUUUUGCUGUAAAAGUGAGAGAUAGGCGUAGCAGGUGUUGUGAGACGAGGCAGCUGUUUUGCCUGCUAAAAGUGGUUCGAAAGUGAAAAUUUUGGGUUUUGAGAAAUUUAACUACUAGAGAAAUUCGGAGUAGUCUACAGGCCAGGUAGAGUGUUUCCGGCAGUCUUCUUGACAUUUCCCUUAGUGGUUGUCAAACUGAUACUAUAUUUUCCUUAGAUCAGGUUCGAUGUGCUUACCCUGCUAGCCAUUUAUUUAUGCAACGGUAAAAAUAACCCCAAUACCAUGGUUGAGCUGUUUCCUCCCUCUUUUACUGGUGUAGAUGGGUUGGGAUUUUGUGUAUCUUUGUGUUGCUGCCUUUUAUGUUUGAAUAUUUACUUAACCCCCUCUGGCGUGCAUCCCUUCUGUGCUUAGUAUGACUGAUGCUGUGAUCUUCGAUAUCUUCUAUUAAAUCAUGUCAUAAGAUGCCUUUUGUGCAUUUGGUGCUUGCAUGUGUAAACAAGUUGAUAUUAUUUCUGUAUGAUUUGCUUGUGUUUUAUUUGUAUAGCUUCGUUCUAUGCGGAGUACUUCUUAUUUGUUUGGCCCUCCUAACUAGUAAACUUAGUCUAUUUGUUGUAACUAUUGACUUAAUGUUUUUUUUAUUCCAAGUGUUUUUUUUAAUAUUUUUUAUAUAUUGAGGAUGCCUUCUUUAUUA
Molecule: messenger RNA, 4831 nt
Organism: Spinacia oleracea (spinach)
Lineage: Eukaryota; Viridiplantae; Streptophyta; Magnoliopsida; Caryophyllales; Amaranthaceae
Product: flowering time control protein FPA
Exons: 5
Coding region: 215-3079 (954 amino acids)
Molecular function (GO): RNA binding
Source: RefSeq, a predicted model, not a curated record